This is a messenger RNA of Pocillopora meandrina, 328 nucleotides long. The record is from the annotation of a GenBank genome assembly. NCBI's taxonomy places the organism in Eukaryota, Metazoa, Cnidaria, Anthozoa, Scleractinia, Pocilloporidae.
AUGAGGACUAUCCAGGAAGAAGUUCCAUAUUCAAAACAGGGUGAUCCUUGUAAUUUUAUUCUACGUGGCCCACAUAAUCUUUCUGCGCCCACAGCCAGUGAUUUGAGGAGAGAGACCAUCGAAUUACUACGACAAAAGAACGCCCUUCAGCUUCAACACAACAGGAUAGUUGAGUUACUGGCACUGAAUCAGAAUAGAAGCAAACUUCCGCAACUUAGCUUUCCCGUCUUUGACGGAAAUCCCAUUGGUUACCGCACCUUCGCUCGAGCUAACGAGAGUUUAAUUGAGUCUAGAACAUUUAGCAGUACCGACAGGCUGUACUACUUGA